Osmerus eperlanus (European smelt) is the source of this 3954-nucleotide messenger RNA. It is a transcript of the gene rps6ka1, whose product is annotated as ribosomal protein S6 kinase a, polypeptide 1. NCBI's taxonomy places the organism in Eukaryota, Metazoa, Chordata, Actinopteri, Osmeriformes, Osmeridae. Bases 575 to 2782 code for a protein of 735 amino acids. The record is from RefSeq and is a predicted model, not a curated record. Gene Ontology annotation, biological process: peptidyl-serine phosphorylation; intracellular signal transduction; positive regulation of DNA-templated transcription. Gene Ontology annotation, molecular function: protein serine/threonine kinase activity; ATP binding; magnesium ion binding. The transcript has 22 exons.
GAUCCAAUCUUUCUGGGUCUGCCAAUAACGGUUCGACUUCAUGUGGAUGGUACUUUUCCCAAAUAUGCGCUGACGGGAAUCCUGGAGAUCGAACCAAGUCCCUGCCCCGAGGAAUAUCCUAUCCGUAAGAAGAAAGGGAAUGUCUACAUGCUCUUAAACGGUUUUGCGUAGGUAUCACGGACUAUAAUCAGGUUAUCCCACAGAAGCAAAUAAAUCCUUCCACGGCUUUAUCUACACCGUCCAGCGCGUUCGGGACCGUUCACUGUUCCUCUGAAUCUAGACCUUCAUACCUGUCCAGGAGAGCAGCACUGAGGAGUUAUUGCCACAAAGCAGCGUGCUUGAGUUGGAAUAGGGGCUUCUGUCCUUUUUGAUGGGAGCAUUUGACGACGUCAUUUAAUAGGGUUUGUAACUGUAAAUGUCCCUACAUACGCGUUUUGCACCGGGGGAACCAACUUGUAAAUGAGCCUAGACUGGAGCUGAAGCCUAUACGUUUUAUCUGAGGCUUGCUGCUCCAACCUACAAGAAACUGAACUUGUAUUGCGGCUGUUGAGAGGAGACCAGUCACUCGGACAGAAUGCCUCUUGCACAACUUGCGGAGCCGUGGCCUAAAAUGGAGCUGGUGCAGCUCGAAUCGGAGAAUGGGCAGAGCACGACUGAGGACGGAGACACACCUGCUGUCAAGGAAGAUGAUGUCAUUAAGGAGAUCAACAUCACCCAUGUUGUCAAGGAGGGCUCAGAGAAGGCAGAUGCCUCCCAAUUUGAGCUGCUCAAAGUCCUGGGACAGGGGUCCUUCGGCAAGGUGUUCCUGGUACGAAAGGUGACCCCACCUGACAACAAUGAGCUGUACGCUAUGAAAGUCCUGAAGAAAGCCACCCUUAAAGUGAGAGAUCGUGUGAGGACCAAGAUGGAGAGAGACAUUCUAGCAGACGUCAAUCAUCCGUUUGUGGUGAAGCUUCACUAUGCCUUCCAGACCGAGGGCAAACUGUACCUGAUCUUGGACUUCCUGCGAGGUGGAGAUCUAUUCACCAGACUGUCUAAGGAGGUGAUGUUCACAGAGGAGGAUGUGAAGUUCUACCUGGCAGAGCUAGCUCUGGGUCUGGACCACCUGCAUGGCCUGGGCAUCAUCUACAGAGACCUUAAGCCUGAGAACAUUCUACUGGAUGAGGAGGGGCACAUCAAACUCACAGACUUUGGCCUUUGUAAAGAAGCCAUCGAUCAUGAGAAGAAGGCCUACUCCUUCUGUGGUACUGUGGAGUACAUGGCCCCAGAGGUGGUCAACCGGCAAGGACACAUCCAUAGCGCUGACUGGUGGUCGUUUGGGGUACUGAUGUUUGAGAUGCUGACAGGCUCCCUGCCGUUCCAGGGGAAGGACCGUAAGGAGACCAUGAACCUCAUCCUGAAGGCGCGUCUGGGAAUGCCCCAGUUCCUGAGUUCUGAGGCCCAGUCUCUCCUCAGAGCCCUGUUCAAGAGGAACCCCACCAACAGGAUGGGUUCUGGAGCCGACGGAGCAGAGGAGAUCAAACGCCACAGCUUCUUCUCGACAAUCGACUGGAAUAAACUGUUCAGGAGAGAGAUCAAACCUCCGUUCAAGCCAGCAGUGGCUCGUCCCGACGACACCUUCUACUUCGACUCAGAGUUCACCUCCCGUACCCCGAAAGACUCUCCGGGUAUUCCCCCCAGUGCUGGUGCUCACCAGCUCUUCAGAGGGUUCAGCUUUGUUGCCACGGCGAUGCUGGAGGAGGAGGGGUCGGACGAGUCUGCCCAGCCUGCCCCACACCCAGUGGUCCAGCAGUUGCAUGGGAAGAACGUGCUGUUCAGCGAUGGCUACAUGCUGAAGGAGGACAUCGGCAUGGGCUCCUUCUCUGUCUGCAAGCGCUGCAUCCACAAAGCAACCAGCACAGAGUAUGCUGUGAAGGUGAUUGACAAGACGAUGACGGACCCCUCAGAGGAGAUCGAGAUCUUGCUGAGAUACGGCCAGCACCCCAACAUCAUCACCCUCAAAGACGUGUAUGACAGUGGGAAGCAGGUGUUCCUGGUGACGGAGCUGAUGAGGGGGGGGGAGCUGCUGGACAGGAUCCUCAAACAGAAGUGCUUCUCCGAGAGGGAGGCCAGCUCAGUCCUCCACACCAUCACCAAGACUGUGGAGUACCUGCACUCUCAGGGGGUGGUUCACAGGGACUUGAAGCCCAGUAACAUCCUGUAUGUGGAUGAGUCUGGUAACCCCGAGUCCAUCAGGAUCUGUGACUUUGGCUUCGCCAAGCAGCUGAGGGCAAACAACGGCCUGCUGAUGACGCCAUGCUACACCGCCAACUUUGUGGCCCCUGAGGUGUUGAAGCGCCAAGGCUACGAUGAGGGCUGUGACAUCUGGAGUCUUGGAGUCUUGCUGUAUACCAUGCUGGCUGGCUUCACUCCAUUUGCCAACGGACCUGAGGACACUCCGGAGGAGAUAUUGGGCAGGAUAGGCAGUGGUCGCUUCACCCUGACUGGAAGCAGCUGGGAUGCCGUGUCUGACUCCGCCAAGGACCUGGUUUCCAAGAUGCUGCAUGUGGACCCUCACCAGCGCCUGACAGCCAUGCAGGUGCUGAAGCACCCCUGGAUCGUCCAGAGAGACAAACUUCCCACUAGUCAGCUGCCGCACCAUGACCCGAAGCUAGUCAAGGGGGCGAUGGCAGCUACGUACUUGGCCCUGAAAAGCUCCCAGCCACCUCCAGAACUCAAACCUAUCGAGUCAUCCUUCCUGGCUCAGCGACGUGUCAAGAAGCUACCUUCUACCUCCCUGUAGAGAGAAAACCACACAAUCAGCUCCUUCCUUGGUCUGACAAGGCCACACCUCCCUAUAACCAGCCACGGAAAAGGACUCUGAUUCCACCCUGCUUCCAACAUCAGCACCCUUUCACUCUCACUACAAAGAUUCUUGCCAGCUAUCAAUCACACUGGACAAGCAAGGACAUAGUUGAGGAUGGAGGGGCAGAGACUAAUCUCUGGGUGUGUGGAGGGGGGGAGGGGUGGGGGCACGGUGACAUGAGAGUGAUUGUUUAUUGUGGCAGCAGGUUUUAACCAAUGUUUGGGUCUCAUUCUGAUUGGCUAUCCUCUCUUCUCAACAUUGCUGUAAUUGGUUGUUGUUUAGCUUGCUGCACGUCUACUGGUUGAUUGGCUUUCUGUCUGUCUGUCUCUCUGUCUGUCUGGUUGUUUGUUUCCUCCUCCAGUUGAUAAGUGUUCUGUUCAAGAUCUGGUCUGGUCUCUCCAGCUCUGUGUCUCGACUCUGAUCCAUCAACCAGGAAGGGACUGACAGAAAACUAAGAGUAGAGUCCAUCUGCUCUCAUCUCCAUGCCUGCGCUCCGAAUGAACUUUCUGUUAUUGUGUAUGAUUAAAAAGUGUUUGCCAUAAAUGCCUCUUGGUCUUGGUGCGGUAGCCAGAAGAAUGUAAUUCUGGCUGAUGUUUAUUGGACAGAGUGUGUUGGUAUGUUGCAUGACUGUGUCUCUUUUGUGGGAGGGGUCACAAGGUUGUGUGCAUGGUGAUUGGUCAGCUGCAGUGAUGAUACGUGGCUUCCUCCCUUUCUGCACUCCCAAUUGGUCCGAAUGUCAAUGUAUAUAAUGAAUAGGCAGUUUGAGAAAUGUCCAAAUAUUUUUCAAGAUGAAAAGAAAAGCCCUGAGCUAGACGUGGUGGCAUGUUGUUGGAAUUAUUAUGAAUCUAUCUUUUUUUCACAGUGUUUCUUGGAUAUGCAUAUCGAAUAAUGCUGUCUUUUGUGUUUGCUUUUGUUGUUUAGUUGAGUUUGACUUUAUUCCAUAAGUGACGGUUAUUACUGUAGCCUAUAGUGCAAGGCAUUUGAAGCACUUUUAACUCCCACAACCUUUUGUUUCUCUGUUGAUGUCAUGUGACCUGGGACUGACUGUAGACUUGAUCAUAUUGACGGACUUUGAUGCACUCUCUCCAUAAAGUAUCUGAUUCAUUGAU